This is a messenger RNA of Arachis stenosperma, 836 nucleotides long. Its product is annotated as NAC domain-containing protein 54. The transcript is spliced from 3 exons. The record is from RefSeq and is a predicted model, not a curated record. Gene Ontology annotation, biological process: regulation of DNA-templated transcription. Lineage: Eukaryota; Viridiplantae; Streptophyta; Magnoliopsida; Fabales; Fabaceae. Gene Ontology annotation, molecular function: DNA binding. Bases 42 to 800 code for a protein of 252 amino acids.
UCUCUAACAAUCAAAUCAAUACAAGAGAGAAAAAUAAUAUAAUGUCACCAGUUGGAUUACCACCUGGGUUUAGGUUUCAUCCAACAGAUGAAGAGCUUGUUAACUAUUAUCUAAAGAGGAAGAUCAAUGGCCAAGAAAUUGAACUUGAUAUCAUUCCUGAGGUUGAUCUCUACAAAUGUGAACCAUGGGAAUUAGCAGAAAAAUCAUUUUUGCCGAGUAGAGAUCCAGAGUGGUAUUUCUUUGGACCAAGGGACAGAAAAUACCCUAACGGAUUCAGAACAAAUAGAGCAACACGAGCAGGGUACUGGAAAUCAACAGGUAAAGACAGGAGAGUUUCAAGCCAAAGCAGACCAAUUGGUAUGAAGAAGACUUUGGUUUAUUAUAGAGGAAGGGCUCCUCACGGAAUCAGAACUGAUUGGGUUAUGCACGAAUAUCGUCUCGAUGACAAGGACUCUGAAGACACCACCGGUUUACAGGAUACUUAUGCUUUGUGCCGUGUGUUCAAGAAAAAUGGAAUAUGUACGGAUGUUGAAGAGCAAGUAGGGCAUUGUAGUAACAUGUCUUCACUAAUUGAGAGCUCACAAACCAUAAUCAAUAAUAAUAACAAUAAUAGUAAUAAUAAUAAUGAGUAUUGUGAAACCAUGUCACCAGACAUAGCAGGGGUUUCAUCUUCAUGUUUGGAAGAGGAAGACAAAGAUGAUUCAUGGAUGCAGUUCAUCACAGAAGAUGCAUGGUACUCUUCUAAUGCACCAAAUAUGGUUGGUGGUGAAGAAGUUUCACAUGUUACAUUUACAAGCUAAUAUAUAUUUUUCAAGAUUGGUGGUCAAUAAUUAAUA